CCAAAAACACUUUUUGGAAAGCAAAAUCGAUCAUUUUCAGAUGGCUAUUUUAAUCAGUAUUCAUGGUUAGAGUAUAGCAUUAAAAUUGAUUCUGUGUUUUGUUUUUGUUGCCGAAUUUUCAAUACAAAUAAUAUUUACAUAGCUGAUAAUACUUUUACAAAAACUGGAUUCAGAAAUUGGAAAAAACUAAGUGGUAAUGGUUCCAAGUUAAUGAGUCAUGAAAAAUCAAAAUGUCAUUUAAAAUGCAUGGCAAGUUGGUCUGGAUAUUUAAGUGCGAAAUCUAUUGGUAGUGUAGUAACACAAGUUUCAGCACAAAAUAAAAAAGAAAUUAUAGAAAACCGAAACUAUCUUAAAAAAAUUAUUGACAUUGUUUUAUACUUGACUCGUCAAGGGAUUUCAUUUAGAGGCCACGAUGAAACAAAAGAUUCUUUAAACCAAGGUAAUUUUAAAGAAGCCUGCCAGUUAAUGGCUAAGCAUGAUAUACAAUUUAAAAUAAAACAAGAGAGUAAGUUUAAUUUUACAAGUCCUGACAUUCAAAAUGAGUUGAUAAAUGUUUGCAGUGAUGUUUUAAAAACUAAUAUUAUUUCUCAAAUAAAAUCAGUUGGUUUUUUUGCUAUUAUGGUUGACGAUGCCAGGUGUCAUAAAGUAGAAUAUAUGUCUAUAUGUGUACGUUAUGUAAAAGAUUUAGAAGUCUAUGAAAGGUUCCUUGGUUUUAUGGAUGUGUCUGAAAAACAAGAUGCACAGACACUUAUUAAUACUAUUUUUCAAUUUCUUGAGCAUUCAAAUUUGGGAAAUAUACCAAUAUUUGCACAGUCCUACGAUGGAGCGAGUGUUAUGAGUGGUAAAAGAAAUGGUGUCCAGAGUAAACUUCUUGAACGAUACCCAUGCGCUAUUUAUACGCAUUGCAUGGCCCAUAGAAUAAAUUUAGUUGUAGUAGACAUGUGCAAGAAUGUUGAGUAUGCAAAAAGUUUUUUUAACAGUCUGGAAGCAUUAUACGUAUAUUUCUCACGACCAUCUACAAAUAAAAAACUAAAAGAUAUGCAAUUAAAAAUGGACAUUAAAGCAUCUUCUAUUACUCGAAUUUCUGAUACUCGCUGGGUUUGCAGGUAUAAAAACUGUAAAGCUGUUAAAGAUAAUUUUGAAGUGAUACUAGAGGUUUUGAGAGAAGAAAUUGAUGCUAAUAGUAAUCUAGAUGUAGCACAAGCAAUAGGAAUUGAAGCUAUGAUAAAAAAAGGACAUUUUAUACUAUUUUUAAUUAUACUUGAAGAUAUUUUAACAAAAAUCAAUAUUCUUAGUAACCUAAUGCAAGAGAAAAAAGCAACUUUGGGAAAAUCAGUAAAUUUAAUCAAUAGUAUUAUAAAAACAUUUGAAAAUGACCGUUGCUCAGAAAAAUUUAAAACUGUGUGGACAGAAGUUAUAGCAUUGGCUAAAGAGUUCAACAUUUCAUUAGAAAUUCCAGCUAAAGGUUCCAAACGUAAAAGAAAAGAAACAACAAAUUUACAAAACUAUUAUGUUAGUAAUACUACUGGUGCUGAAUGUUCUUAUGCUAAUGUAGAUGAACUCAAUGAAGGAAUGAAUGAUGAAGACACCCAGUUUGAAUACUGGAAAGUUAAUGGUUAUUUUAGGAUACUUGACUGUGUUUUAUCAGGUUUGAGAAGCAGAUUUUCAACAGAAAGCUUGAAAAUUGGACAUAGUAUUGAUAACUUUAUGAAGUUAAAAUAUGAUGAAAGUUUACAUUUUAUUGAACAUUACGAGAAUGCUUUAUGUAUUGAUAAAGACCAACUUAAAGCUGAAAUGCUAAUUAUGAAGAACUGUAUUAAUAAAGAUGAUUUUGACAUAGGUGCUCUUGUAUCAGAAAUCAACAAAAAAAUUUUUCCAAAUUUAUACAAGCUUUUACAAGUAGCACUUACAAUUCCAGUAAGUUCUGCUUCUUGUGAAAGAUCGUUUUCGGUAAUGCGGCGAAUAAAAACAUGGCUACGAAAUUCUAUGUCUAACGAUAGAUUUUCAAAUCUAUCAUUACUUCAUAUUGAAAGGGACUUAGCUAAUAAUAUAACAUCUGAAGAGGUUCUAAAUAUAUUUGCGCAAAAAAGCAGGCGUUUAAACCUUACAAUAUAGUAUUUAGUAAUAAUUUCCUAUUUAAAAUGUUUUUUUUUUUUAAUAUUUAAUUCAAAUACAAAAUAUGUAUUUGAUAAUAAUAUGAUGUAUGGUAUAUUAUUUAUUUAUAUUUUACUUAAUAAUGUGCUUCUUUAGUCCUUUUAAUAUUUUGUUCCUUUAUAUUUUUCUAUAGUUAUAUUUUUAGAAUAUAAUAUGUUCUGUACCUGAAUCAUUAUAGCCCUUAUACAAAGUGAUUCGCAAGCAGUUUCGGCAGCUCGUUGAUACCACAAAAAAAAAGGCUAUAGCCCCCCCAAAAAAAAUCAUCACGCUACG
Messenger RNA from Rhopalosiphum padi (bird cherry-oat aphid), 2427 nucleotides. RefSeq names its product zinc finger MYM-type protein 1-like. The record is from RefSeq and is a predicted model, not a curated record. The transcript is spliced from 8 exons. Gene Ontology annotation, molecular function: protein dimerization activity. Bases 211 to 2115 code for a protein of 634 amino acids. Lineage: Eukaryota; Metazoa; Arthropoda; Insecta; Hemiptera; Aphididae.